UCCACAGAACACGCUCGAGACCAGUGAGAGGUACACGUACAGCAAUCAACGCAGUCGACAAAUGGAAAGUAAAGUAUUCAUUACGCUAUUGCUGGUGGGCCUGGUAAUCCAAACGCUAGCUAAGCCGAAAGGAAAGUCGAGUAAAUUACCUGGGUUUCUCAAGGUUUGCUAUCGCGACUCACCGGACUUGAAUACCUGUGCUCGUGAGUCCUUCGAAUCACUGGAGCCGCGUUUAAUGGAUGGCAUACCCGAGCUAUAUAUACCGCCCAUGGAGCCGCUGCGUAUUCCCGAGAUUAAAAUGGAUCAGGAUUCCGGAGCCAUUUAUUUGCAUUCGGUGUACAAGAAUGUUAAGAUAUCGGGCAUAUCCAAGCAUACGCUACAUAAUCUAUCCAUCGUUCCCAGCCAGUUGAAGUUCGCGCUAGCGAUUACAUUUCCCACACUAAAGCUGGAAUCAGAAUAUAGCAUAAAAGGCAAGAUCAUGAUGAUGCCUAUGCUCGGAGAUGGAAACUGUGAAGUCGAGCUGACGAAUAUCACAAUGGCCACCGAGUUGUUUGGCGAGGAGUACACGAAGAAUGGCGCCAUCCAUUUACGAAUCAAAGACAUAGAGGUCAAAUACGAACUCGAAAAUGUUCAUAUGCAGCUGGAUAAUCUUUUUAAUGGCGACAAGGCGCUCGGACAACGUAUGAACGAUUUUCUCAACGAGAACUGGAAAUCCCUGUCGGACGAAGUGCGUCCACUGAUGAUCAAAGCAUUGGUGGAUAUUCUACGCGCAUCCAUAGACAAAUUGUUCGAAGCUUUCAGCUACGAUGAGCUUCUGCCUUCUUUGAAAAUGUGAAGGUUCAAUUUUAAAUUUAAAUAGAGUAUAGAUUUAAUCAUAGGUAGGCAGUAGAAACAUAUAACUACAGGCAGUAACAAAAAUGAAUGCAAAAAA
This is a messenger RNA of Drosophila hydei, 931 nucleotides long. RefSeq names its product protein takeout (gene Jhbp5). The coding region runs from base 62 to 835 and encodes 257 amino acids. The transcript is spliced from 3 exons. Lineage: Eukaryota; Metazoa; Arthropoda; Insecta; Diptera; Drosophilidae. The record is from RefSeq and is a predicted model, not a curated record.